Cebus imitator (Panamanian white-faced capuchin) is the source of this 1695-nucleotide messenger RNA. Its product is annotated as liver carboxylesterase 1. Gene Ontology annotation, cellular component: lipid droplet; endoplasmic reticulum. The record is from RefSeq and is a predicted model, not a curated record. The transcript has 11 exons. Gene Ontology annotation, biological process: lipid catabolic process. The annotation marks the transcript as partial. Gene Ontology annotation, molecular function: carboxylic ester hydrolase activity. NCBI's taxonomy places the organism in Eukaryota, Metazoa, Chordata, Mammalia, Primates, Cebidae.
CAGGGCACCAGUCCUCGCCACCUGUGGUGGACACCAUGCAUGGUAAAGUCCUGGGGAAGUUCAUCAGCUUGCAAGGAUUUGCACAGCCUGUGGCCGUUUUCCUGGGAAUCCCUUUUGCCAAGCCUCCUCUUGGACCCCUGAGGUUUACUCCACCACAACCUGCAGAGCCGUGGAGCUUCGUGAAGAAUGCCACCUCUUACCCUCCUAUGUGCUCCCAAGAUGCCGUGGCGGGGCAGGUGCUCUCUGAGUUCUUUACCAAUCGUAAGGAGAACAUUCCUCUCAAGUUUUCUGAAGACUGUCUUUACCUCAAUAUUUACACUCCUGCUGACUUGGCCAAGAAAAGCAGACUGCCGGUGAUGGUGUGGAUCCACGGAGGGGGGCUGUUGCUGGAUGGGGCAUCAACCUAUGAUGGGCUGCCCCUUGCUGCCUAUGAAAACGUGGUGGUGGUGACGAUUCAGUACCGUCUUGGCAUCUGGGGAUUCUUCAGCACAGGGGAUGAACACAGCAGGGGGAACUGGGGCCACCUGGACCAGCUGGCUGCCCUGCGCUGGGUCCAGGACAACAUUGCCAGCUUUGGCGGGAACCCAGGCUCUGUGACCAUCUUUGGAGAGUCAGCGGGAGGAGAAAGUGUCUCUGUUCUUGUUUUCUCUCCAUUGGCCAAGAACCUCUUCCACCAGGCCAUUUCUGAAAGUGGUGUGGCCUUGACUGCUGCUCUGGUGGAGAAAGGCGACAUCAAGCCCCUGGCUGAGAAAAUUGCUACCAUUGCUGGGUGUAAAACCACCACCUCAGCUGUCAUGGUUCACUGCCUGCGACAGAAGUCGGAAGAGGAGCUCUUGGAGACCACAUUGAAAAUGGUAGGUGUGCCUGUUCCCAAACAGUUGAUGGGCUAUCAACUCUCUGAAGGGAAACUGGACCAGAAGACAGCCAUGUCACUCUUGUGGAACUCCUAUUCCAGUGUUAAAAUUCCUAAGGAACUCAUUCCAGAAGCCACUGAGAAGUACUUAGGAGGAACAGAUGACCCUGUCAAAAAGAAAGACCUCUUCCUGGACUUGGUGGGGGAUGUGAUGUUUGGUGUCCCAUCUGUGAUUGUGGCCCGAAACCACAGAGAUGCUGGAGUACCCACCUACAUGUAUGAGUUUCGGUAUCGUCCAAGCUUCUCAUCAGACCUGAAACCCAAGACGGUGGUAGGAGACCAUGGGGACGAGAUCUUCUCUGUUUUUGGGGCCCCAAUUUUAAAAGAGGGCGGCUCUGAAGAGGAGAUCAGACUUAGCAAGAUGGUGAUGAAAUUCUGGGCCAACUUUGCUCGCAAUGGAAACCCCAAUGGGGAAGGGCUGCCCCACUGGCCAGAGUACAACCAGAAGGAAGGGUACCUACAGAUUGGUGCCAACACCCAGGCGGCCCAGAAGCUGAAGGACAAGGAAGUGUCUUUCUGGACUAACCUCUUUGGCAAGAAGGUGGUGGAGAAGCCACCCCAGACAGAACACAUUGAGCUGUGAAUGGGAUGUCCAGCCAGCGUCAGGAGCCUGGAGGAGCCAAGAAUGGGGUCUUUUGUUAAAGAGAUUGCAGGUUAAGAAGGCAUCUUACCAUGGCUGGAGAAUUGUCUGGUGGCGGGGGAGGUGGAGGAGGCAGAGGCCAUAAAGGAGCAAGUUUUGUAUUUGUGACCUCAGCUUUGGGAAUAAAGGAUCUUUUGGAGGC